AUGGUACCAAAUAAUAAUUCGCAAGAAAAGGAAUUGAGUAUUAGUAUAGAUAGUGGAUCAAGUCUAAAUAAUAGUAUUGGUUUAAACAACAACAACAACAACAAUGUAAAAGAGAAAGAGAUUGUAUCGAUAUAUGAUAUUAUCGACAAGAACAAAGGAUUCCUCGUCGCUCUCGGUUACGGUGUAACCUCUGUAUCAAUCACCUUUUUCAACAAGGCAGUACUCAACUAUUAUGGAUUCAACUAUUCAAACGCACUCACUCUUGGUCAAAUGGUCUUUUCACUCUUUUUCCUUCACUUUUUGAAAUUAUUUAAAUAUAUUAACUAUCCAGAUUUAGAUUAUAAUCUAUGUAAAAAGUUAUUUUCAUUAUCAACAUUAUUUAUAUUAAUGGUUGUAUCUGGAUUGGCAGCACUGGCAAAAACCAAUGUACCAUUAUUCAGUGCUCUUAGACGUUUAUCAACAUUGAUUGUAAUCGCUGGAGAGAAAGUGCUUCUUGGAAAGGUUACACCUGCUAAUGAAAUUCAAUCGGUCGUUUUAAUGGUAGUCGGUGCAAUGAUUGCAGGUUGGGGUGAUGUCACCUUUGAUUUUGUUGGUUCCCUUUAUAUUUUAUUUAAUUGUUUUGUUACUGCUGGCUAUUUAAUUUAUAUUGCCAAAAAAUCACAAGAAACUGGAUUAAAUACAUUUGGAUUAAUGUUUUAUUGUAAUAUUUUGUCGCUUCCAGCAACCAUUCUUUUAACUCUUUUAACAGAGGGUAAAGGAUUAUUGACAUUUGAAGGUUAUAGUAAUCUUGGAUUCCAAUUUUGUUUUUUAAUGUCAUCAGUACAAGCAUUUUUGUUAAACUAUUUCAUCUUUUUGUGUAGUACCUAUAAUUCACCUUUGACAACUAGUAUUACUGGUCAAAUCAAAUCGGUUCUUCAAACUGUCAUUGGAUUGUUUAUGUUUAAUGACGUUGUCUUGUCACUUUUAUUAAUCUAUGGUUUGUUACUUAGCACGGCUGCCAGUUUCUGGUAUACUUUUAUUAAAUAUUCUCAAACUUUAAACAAACAAAGAUCUCAAAAUAAAUAA
Messenger RNA from Cavenderia fasciculata, 1065 nucleotides. RefSeq lists its product as uncharacterized. Bases 1 to 1065 code for a protein of 354 amino acids. Gene Ontology annotation, molecular function: GDP-fucose transmembrane transporter activity; antiporter activity. The transcript has 4 exons. Gene Ontology annotation, cellular component: Golgi apparatus. Lineage: Eukaryota; Evosea; Eumycetozoa; Acytosteliales; Cavenderiaceae. The record is from RefSeq and is a predicted model, not a curated record.